AUGGCCGCCAAUAAGGCUUGGAGGAGUUCAGCGUACAGUGACAGUCAUCCAGUCUCCGAUAGUGCCACUGAUGGGCGUGCAGAAGGGACCAAACUUGAGGCCGAGGCGUUUAACAGUGCUUCCUCAAAGGCUCAGUACCAAGAUGCAUGCCAGAAACAUAUAGAUGUACUGAAAAUGCAACAGACCAAACAUGAGGACCCUAAGAUAUCAGAAGUCAACCGAGCUUACGAUCUUGAUCCUCGCCCAGGAAAGCAGAUAGGGCCGUACAGAAAGGCACUGCCUGACAAUGAUGGACUCUUCUCUACCAUUUACAAGUCCAAGAAUGCAGACGGGUUGCUUGUGGCUUUGAAGGUCACAGUUCCGCACAUGAUGGAACCACCGCAUGAUUCGAUGCGUGAAGCAAGAAUAACACGCCGGGCUGAAAGCACUAAUGUCAUUCCAUUAUUGGACACUUUGCACGAACCAGGCCAAAGAUUCGUCCUCAUAUUCCCGUACAUGUGUUAUCAGUUGGAUACACUCCUGAGCCGGAAUGUACUUUCCGCACAAGAAAUCCAGUCGCAUUUGCGAGACCUGUUUCGUGCAUUGGAUCACAUACACUCACUGGGCAUCGUACAUCGUGACAUUAAGCCAUCUAAUAUCCUCCUACGCUCACCAUCGGGCCCAGCGUAUCUGGCUGACUUUGGCAUUGCGUGGGACCCGACAGAUGCUGCCUCUGAACCGGCAGAUGCAAAGAUAACCGACGUUGGAACAACAUGUUAUCGACCACCGGAAAUACUGUUUGGCGGGAAAGAUUAUGGUCCUAGUCUAGAUCUAUGGGCCGCUGGGUGUGUUGUUGCUGAGACUAUCGAUAUGCCAGCUCAUCAGACGCUUUUUAAUGCUGGUGAUAUCGGCAGCGAACUGGCGUUAAUACAUUCCAUUUUUACGACCCUGGGAACACCAAACCUGGACACUUGGCCGUCUGCCAAAGGGCUGCCUGACUGGGGUAAAAUUGAAUUUAAACAAUAUUCCGCGAGGCCUUGGGAGGAGAUAUUGAAGGCUGUGCCACAAACCGGCCGAGACUUGGUGCGGCAGCUCGUUCGUUACGAGAGCAAGGAUCGCAUUGCCCCUUGUGAGGUUCGUGAUUCAUAA
Molecule: messenger RNA, 1128 nt
Organism: Nannizzia gypsea CBS 118893
Lineage: Eukaryota; Fungi; Ascomycota; Eurotiomycetes; Onygenales; Arthrodermataceae
Product: CMGC/CDK protein kinase
Exons: 4
Coding region: 1-1128 (375 amino acids)
Biological process (GO): protein phosphorylation
Cellular component (GO): nucleus; cytoplasm
Molecular function (GO): ATP binding; cyclin-dependent protein serine/threonine kinase activity
Source: RefSeq, a predicted model, not a curated record